Messenger RNA from Corticium candelabrum, 1626 nucleotides. Its product is annotated as transcription initiation protein SPT3 homolog. Bases 373 to 1500 code for a protein of 375 amino acids. The transcript is spliced from 13 exons. Lineage: Eukaryota; Metazoa; Porifera; Homoscleromorpha; Homosclerophorida; Plakinidae. Gene Ontology annotation, biological process: transcription by RNA polymerase II. Gene Ontology annotation, molecular function: protein heterodimerization activity; transcription coactivator activity. The record is from RefSeq and is a predicted model, not a curated record.
CCUAAGAACCUCGCUCCAACUUGUAAUACCGGAACUGAAGUUCAACGGCUGUGACGCACGAACGCGGGGAUCCGAUUCUGACCGGCGAAUCGGAGCGUAGCAGAGGGCAAAACAGCAUUUGAACGCGAAGUGGUGAAUUUGCUAACCGCAAACGUCGUGCUCACCAGCCAGAGCGUCCGCUGCCCUUCAGGAUUCGCGACAACGAAGUCGAGAAACAGAAGCAAGACAGCCCGACGGCCUCGCGCCUCAACGCAACAGCCGUCGACGAGCAAGACGUCGCGAGACCACAGGCCGCUUUCUGCUGAAGUGUUGGCGACAGAUGGGAGCUGCACACGACGCGACAGGCUCGUUUUCGAGGCAGAGAUUCAGAGUAUGAUGCAUGCCUUUGGUGAUGUGCGUCAUGCUUUGUCACAAUCUGCUGCUUUAGUAGAAGAUAUUGUUCGACACCAAAUUCGACGUCUGGUGGUACAGACAGUUGAUGUUACCAAUCUGAGAGGUGGGAGAUUUAUGAAUAUAGAGGAUGUUGUUUUUCUGCUAAGACAUAACAAGGAGAAACUAAAGCGUGUGGUCAGAUAUAUCACUUACAGAGACAUAGGUCAGAAAGUACAGAAGCAGAUGGGUGCAGAGGAAGAUGAUACAUCAUCAGAGAUGAGCUGUUUAGAUUCUGUCAAGGUACCUCUCACAUCUUGUUCUAAAAGGAGGAAAUUAUGCUUUGACUUUCUAAGGAGCCCCGACAAUCAUUCCGGUAAGUUGGAGGUCACCGAUGAGUUGGAUGAAGUUAGCCUGGACAGGAUGGAGAGGGCAGACAGUAGGACACACAGUAUGGAUCACACUCAGUAUAUUGAGUUUAGUGAAUGUCGCCAGAUCAAUUUUCAUAAGAAACUGAGUAAAUUUCGAGACUGGUUGGAUUGUGGCUCUCUGAUUGACCUGAAACCAGGUUCUGCAGUGCUGGAGGUCUUUGGCUAUUUGGCAUAUGAGACAGUUGGGCAGCUUGUUGAAUUAAGUUUGCUAGUAAAGAGGGAUGCCGAUGGUCAUAGUGAUCCUCUGUCUUCUGACUAUACCUCAGUUGUGGAGCGGCCUGUCAAUCCAACAGCCUAUGGCAUUACAUCCACUUUUGUAACAACUCCAGCACCUUCGUCACCUGGACCAUCGCCUCCUUCACCUCCAUCGUCACCUCCAUCGACUCCAAACACACCGAAUGCAAUUCCACCGUCUGCAAGCCCAGCAAGUACCACCAGUGUCCUUACGACAGUCGAGGGAGCAAAUGGAGGAGUUGAUAAAGUAAGUCAAGUAGUGGCAUCAAGCAAAUCAUCAAAAUCAAAGAAGAAGGGAAAAGCAAAGACUUUCUUGCCUGCACUUGCAACGUCUGUGUCUGCCAAUGCACUGCAGCCGUGGCACAUACAAGAAGCUUAUCGAAGAUAUUCCCAUCUAAUAGGACCAAUGUCAGCAUACUCUCCAACAACCAGACCAUCAGCACUUCAAACAAUGCUGUGCUGUUAGUUUGUUCAUGCAGCUAGAUCACUACCAUACCUUAUCAGGUACAGUUAUGAUUUUUGAGUAUACUAGAUGUGAAACUGUUGUAUUAGCUAUAGCAUUAUUUAAUUAAUAUGAUCCAGUUACACAAGA